GGUUCAGCGCGCCGUUCGAAAUUAUGAUCCAUGCUCAAAAACAGACACUAUAAUAGUUUUCUUAUUCUGAUUCAAUUUCGUACUUUGAUUUAAAGGAUAUUGCAGUAUCUCAACAAAACUUUAAUAGUGGAAAUCCUCGGAAAUUACGUCAUGCGAGGACUGCGAAAGCAUGGUUUAGAUAUGUUAUUUUGUUGAAGGUUAACUACUCUGUACGUUUUACUUUCAGUUUAAUGCAAAUAAUAUUGUAAAAGCAAACAAAAUGUGACGGCAACGGAACCGGAAUCAAAGAACGUAUUAUUCUUUACCGGAAUUUCCUCAUUUAACAGGGAUGUAUUCUAUCAGAUCGUUGCCGCGAAUUUUUCUCCGAAUACCGUGUUACGCUGCUUUUCAGUUGCUGGUAAAAGAGAAAGCCGUGUCAUUUGCUCGAACGAUUUGCUUGAAUCUGAUCGGAAAAUGACUGAAAAUUUUGAAAAUUUCUCUGGUAGCAGUAUUCAUGCUGCGCAUGUCAAAGAUGUACAUAAUGUACCGUUUCAUGAACUGAUUCGGCCGUUUCCCUCGGAACUUGAAGAGGAAAAAGUUAUUAGCUUAAUGGAAACAUUAAAGGAUCCAGAAAGAAAGAACACUGUACCACCAGUAGAUGUCCUUUGGGUGAAAGGAAGAGAAGGUGGAAAUUAUUUUUAUUCAUUUGGAGGUUGUCACCGAUAUGAAGCACAUAAGAGACUUGGACUUCCAACUAUUCGCAGUAAACUUAUAAAAUCCACCAUAGAUGAUUUAAGAACUUAUCUUGGUGGUUCAACACCAGAUUUAAAAUAAAGAUUCUGUACAUUCAACACUCCAGGUUAGUUCUGGAUCAACCGGAUACAAAUGAUGUCCAAGCUGAAAAUAGGAGAAAAUUGUGAAAUAUAAAUCAGAACAAACAAUAUUUACUUCUAUUUUUGAAAUUUAUGCUACUUCAUUUAAUUAAUUCAUUCAGAUUAAACAGUUUCUUAAAAAUAGAUUUAAAAAGAUAUAUGAAGAAUUUUGCUGAUUAUCGUGAAUUUAUUAUACAUUAAAUAUCUUAAUGUGAAAAUUCAUGGUGGCUAAAAUAUACAAAGGUUGCUAUUUAUAUUUCUGGCUGCAACAAUAAGUGUCGCUAUGCAGCCACAGACUAUUCCAUUCGAAAGUUUGAUAUUUUUAACAAUAAUUUCUUCAAAAUGUUUUGCCAAUUUAGCAUAAUUUGUGUUGUUUACAAUAAACUCAAAAAUUCACCGCAAGGAAAAAAAUGGAAUUGAUUCGUGAACACUUUUGUGCAAUUAUUUUCUACAACUUUUGACAUGUGUUAUCAAGACAAGAGUGCUUCACUGAAUUUAAUUCUUUAUACAGCAAUAAAGCACCAUCCUACACCCUGUAAAAACUAGUAUAACGAGUUCAGUCAUGGUCAACGUUUGCAUCAAGACGAAUUUCAUGAAGAUCGCCCAAAAAAUCAGUUGUUGUGCCAGAAAAUAUUGAUGCUGGCACGAACUGACAAAGAUUGUCAUGUGACAUACUGUGAGAUUGAGGCAUCUUUGGACAUUAGUGUGACAAGAAUCAAUAAGCUAUUACAUGAACAUUUGGCCGUAAAAAAAGAUUUGUUCGCGUUGGAUCCCAUAUAAUCUGACAAACACUCGAAACAAGGUUCGUGUCAAUUGGUGCUAGGAAAGGUUGAAAAAAUAUGUUCAAGGUGCAUCAAAGGCUGUGUAUAACAUCACACAGAUGACGAAUUGUGAAUAUAUGCAUAUGAUCCCAAAACAAAACGGCAGUCAACUGUAUGGGUCUUCUAAGACAAGCCAAAGUUGUUUGCGGAAGAAGCUCAUUGAAACAAAUGGCUGCCUGUUUCUUCAGCGUUACUGGUCAAGUGGCGGUACAGCAACACUGGAUAGUUAAUUCAAAUGGUACAUGACCAUUUGUUUGCCAUUUGAUCUGAGAAAUUUGAAAAAAUCAGAAGAGGUGAAUCAUUCUUCAUCAUAACAAUGCAAGCUCUCGCACAUCGGCUCAAACAAAGAAAUUUUUGAUGGGCUAAAACAUCAAAUUGAUGGGUCGUCCAUCAUACAGCCCUGAUCUGGCACCCAAUGGCUUUUUAAUUCCCGUACAUCAAAAAUAAAUUACGUGAUCAGCGAUUUGUGACACCUCAGGAAGCAGUUGAUGCAUUCAAAACGCAUGUUUUGGAGUGGAAGAAGUGCUUCGAAAAUUGGAUCUAAACGUAUGCAAAAGUGUAUUGAUCUUCAGGUAGAAUGUUUUGAAAAGUAAUAAAACCAAUUUCAAUCAUAAA
Molecule: messenger RNA, 2287 nt
Organism: Stegodyphus dumicola
Lineage: Eukaryota; Metazoa; Arthropoda; Arachnida; Araneae; Eresidae
Gene: Srx
Product: sulfiredoxin
Biological process (GO): cellular response to oxidative stress
Cellular component (GO): cytoplasm
Molecular function (GO): sulfiredoxin activity
Source: RefSeq, a predicted model, not a curated record